Messenger RNA from Bombina bombina (fire-bellied toad), 2816 nucleotides. RefSeq names its product zinc finger CCHC-type containing 8 (gene ZCCHC8). Gene Ontology annotation, cellular component: catalytic step 2 spliceosome. Gene Ontology annotation, molecular function: zinc ion binding; RNA binding. The record is from RefSeq and is a predicted model, not a curated record. The transcript has 12 exons. Lineage: Eukaryota; Metazoa; Chordata; Amphibia; Anura; Bombinatoridae. The coding region runs from base 375 to 1901 and encodes 508 amino acids.
AGUGGGCUAUCUGUUGAUGAUAAGCUAGAUGGGCCUUUAUUGCAGAUAUUGUUUCAUGAACCAUGUUAUUUCAAAGCAAUAUCAUCAAGAAGUUGAAGAUUUCGUAACCAGCUUAGCACAGUAGUUUGAAGAGCAAAAGAAAUCAAACCCCGAAAAAAACCCUUUCAAUAUCAAGCCUCAGCCAUCCAGUAUUUUUCUGGAAGAAAAGGCCUGCAUCAUAUGGUGUGGAUUCAGUCAAGAAAAUUAAAGAAGCCUUCAGUGUUGUUGGAAGUGUACUUUAUUUUACUAAUUUCUGCCUGGACAAACUUGGGCAGCCACUUUUAAAUGAGAAUCCACAGCUUACCGAUGGAUGGGAAAUACCAAAAUAUCAGCAAAUGUUUACUCAGAUUGUCUCUCUAGAUGGGCAAGAAAUACAAGUAAAAGCAAAAAGACCGAAACCAUGCUGCUUCAAUUGUGGUUCAGAAGAACACCAAAUGAGAGACUGCCCAAAACCAAGAGAUAAUGCCCACAUUAAUAUGAAAAGGAAAGAGUUCAUGGAUGCAUGUGGAGAUUCAACUAACCAGAAUUCUCAACAAAGGUAUCACGCUGAAGAAGUUGAGGAACGAUUUGGAAAAUUUAAACCUGGUUUUAUAAGCGAUGAACUGCAAGAUGCCCUUGGCAUUUCUGAUAAGAAUCUUCCUCCCUUUAUAUAUCGAAUGCGUCAAUUAGGUUACCCUCCAGGGUGGCUGAAAGAAGCUGAGUUGGAGACUUCUGGUCUUUCUUUAUAUGAUGGAAAAGACUCAAGUGAAGGGGAGCUAGAGGAAGCAGAGUCAAAAAUGAGAAACCAGAAUGUGUCAUAUGAUGUCUCAAAAUUGAUAAACUACCCUGGUUUUAAUAUUUCUACACCUUCUGGGAUGUCUGAUGACUGGAGGUCAUUUGGAUCAAUCCCUAUGCAAUCCGCUCACCAGAAAGAUACUUUUGCAGGCUACCUUGCCUGUAAUUUUCCUGCUCAAAACCUACAAACAAAUCAGAAGAGAUUAUCUACAUCUCCAAAUGAUUCUUCAGACAGAAAAAAACAAAAGCUUUCUGGCUAUAUGACUGCAGAAUCUCCUGUGGAUAUGGAUGUUGAAUCAGAUUUGGAUACUUCCUGUAGCUCUCCAUCAUCUAAAGGUUUUCGGUUUCAGCCCCCUCUUCCACCUGGAUCUCCAUGUGGGACACCACCACCCUUGCCACGUGGAACUCCACCAUCUACCCCUCCAAACUUUAUUCCACCACCUCCUCCAACUCCAACACCACCUCCCCUUCCUAAAGGCACACCACCACCCACCCCAACUGGAAGGUCCCCAGUGCCUCAAAGCAAAGAUAACUAUAAGGCCAUGGAUGCCAUGGACGAUGAUGCAUUGACCUUAGAAGAGCUAGAAGAGCAGCAGCGUUUGAUUUGGGCUGCUCUUGAAAACACAGAAAGCACACACAGUGAUUCACCUCUAACUGGCAAUUCUGUCAACUCUUCACCCUCCAGGACUGAAUUGAACACUGCUAGUGUUGCAAAUGUACCAUCACAAAAUGUAGCAAAAUCAAAAGAAUCUGAUGUUUUCCUUGAGGCUAUUGCAGUAGAUUCUGAUGAAGAACAUGCUUUGACACCUGAAGCUGAACAAUUAAAUGAAGAAAAAAAUAAUUUUAGUGCAACACAGGAUGAUAUAUCUACUAUCAAACUUUCAGAGGACAAAAGUGAAGAUGCUGCAGAAGAGGCAGUUUAUGUUGAUCCCAAAAAUUUAUGCAUCCCAGAUAUGAGUAAAUUUGCAGAGGGAAUCACACCAUUUGAAUAUGACAACAUGUCUGAAUCAACUGGCAUUUACCUUCGACUCAGAAAUGUUCUAAAGAAUUCUCCAAGAAACCAGCAAAAACUUCAAAAGCAAGAUUAGUAACUGUUCACAAUUUGGGACAGAGUAAAAUUCAAUAAUUUGUUUUAUUAAAUAGUCUACAUAAAUGUGUCCAUAUCCAUAUGGCCAAUUGUUUUUCACAUAAACUUAAUGAGAAAAUUCAUUUUUAAAUAAUGCCACCCACAUUUAAAGUAUAUGUACAUUUUUGUAACAAAAUCCCAAAAUAUAGUGAAGGGUCUAAUAUUUUAAGUGGCAUCUUUCAUGCAAUAUAUAAUUUGGUAUUAGAAAACUGAGAUUACAUUUAUUGAGAGCAAUUUAUAAUUAAUUUAGGAUUAUACAAUAUCCCCUUUUUCAAAUAUGAUACAGAGGAAGAGAGCAUAAUUAUAUUGUGUUAGAAUAAGCAAACAUGUCUUCUCGCUUAAUUCUAAGGCAUUUUUUUGGCAUAAAAAACUUUACAGUUCCCUUAUCUAUGGCAUUUGGCACCAUAAUAAGAACACUCACUAUUUUGUACAUAUGCUGUUUUAGUUUUUGCGUGUCUGUUUAUUAGUGGGAUCUGUGACUGUGAAAGAAGUUAACAAACGUGUUUUGUAUUCAUCUUGGAAGUUCCCUAAAUUAUUUUCAGACUUUUAAUUUUUGUACAACUUUUAAUUUAGUGAAUUUUUUUUAUCCUUCUGUUUUUAUUCCUUUUUAAUUUACUUUUUUUGUACACUUUCUGAAUUAUUCACUAGAAAGGUUUAAUAUAAUUCAGUGUUUUUAAGACUCAAAAUUUUACUGUUUUUCAACUUGACAGAAGGGUUCAAGAAUACUGUGUUCUCUUCACGAUUCAAUUUUUUUAUAUAUAUAUAAGAUCAGCUGUUUUCAGUUUUUAAUGCCACUUCAAACCUUUUCUAUGACCAUUUCUCAUGUUUUCUGUACAAAUAUUGUGUAUAGAAAUGUAAUAAAUGAUUUUUUUUUCCA